Amoebophrya sp. A25 is the source of this 213-nucleotide messenger RNA. NCBI's taxonomy places the organism in Eukaryota, Dinophyceae, Syndiniales, Amoebophryaceae. The record is from the annotation of a GenBank genome assembly.
UUUUGUUUGACAGAAUUCAAAGAAGGUUUCUUGGUCUUUUUGUUCGGUUUCAAAUUCGCUCACUCUCAGUGCUCAGCCCUGGCACCAGACUGGGCAGCAGCUGGCAACUAAGUACUUUGCCGGAGUCGUAGUCACUUUUUUUAGCGGUGUUAGCCUCUAACCCUGGGUCCCUAUCAGCCGGAGCGAGAACAUGCCAGCACUGCGGAACUCAGC